AGAAGCCGGCUUGUCCUAUCGGAGUGGUUCGGAGCUCUGGCUUUUGAUUGGAUAACUCGCUACAGGUAAGACAACCAGCUGUCUCACCUGUCCGGUGUACAAACUAGCAAGCUGGAACGUUCUCCUAGUCUCCCUCGUAUCAUGGGAAGUGGUAAAUUGGCCGACAGGCACGCAGUCGGAAGCGUUAAUAUCCCUUUAGCAUGGGCGAUGUUUGGAGGCAGUACUUUUUUAUUGUUCCUUUUAUGUUAUUGUUGUCAAAAGAAAUUAAGAGAAGAUACGAUAUCGUUAGAUGAUAGCGAAAGAAUAAGAGAUCAUCCACAUUUACAACAAAUUCACGUCAUAUCCACAUCAUCAUUAACGGCACAAACUUAUCACGUGAUUCCAGGUACGCCUUCGCCGCCUCCCGCCUACGACAGCGUUGUGAAGAAGGAUCCAUACGAAUACGACCAAAGUCCACCCCCGUAUGACGUAGCCCUAGCGAAUUUGCGGAGCGGCGGCUACGUUUGAACAUUACACAUAUGUAGUACCCUGUAUCAGGGAGCGAAAAAACACUCGUGAGCAAUGAUACGAGGCCCGACUUCGAGGGGCACGUGCGUAUGCCUUAAAAAAUAUUCUUAAAACAAAACAAAAAAAAAAAGACGACAGAAUUUAGUGGGACCAAUUAAUUGCAAUUUUGUUCGAUAGAUGGCCAAACCGUCCAUGUCGAGAACGUCACAAAUGAUUGAUGUGUUCGAGCGUAUUAUUAUUAUUAUUUUGUGUGUUUAAUUAAUGUUGUCUGUUAUCUUUUAAAAUAAUCUACGACAAAUAUUGAGUAUUUUAUAAAGAAAAGAACUUGAAUAAAUAUGAAAUUUUUAUU
Molecule: messenger RNA, 856 nt
Organism: Centruroides sculpturatus (bark scorpion)
Lineage: Eukaryota; Metazoa; Arthropoda; Arachnida; Scorpiones; Buthidae
Exons: 3
Coding region: 142-507 (121 amino acids)
Source: RefSeq, a predicted model, not a curated record